Messenger RNA from Sungouiella intermedia, 1692 nucleotides. Lineage: Eukaryota; Fungi; Ascomycota; Pichiomycetes; Serinales; Metschnikowiaceae. The record is from the annotation of a GenBank genome assembly.
AUGACAGUCUCCUACAAGGGCCUUGAUUGUCUUGCCGACAAGGACACGGCUGCUUUUAUGAUGUAUCAUAAAGAAUCACAGGCCAAAGUUGCCUGGAUGGAUCAGCCCCACUACGGUAAGGUAACCGUGUACUUUGGAGUUGCAACCAUUUUUCUUGCACUUCUCAAGCAUGUGUGGUUUCGGUAUACUGACCGAAGAUAUUCUUCUGGACAUAGAUCUCCUUCAGGUCUUUUGGCGUCGCUUCUCUACGUGAUAACUGGUUAUUGUCGCUUCUUUGGCUAUAUACCUACUCCCAAGUUCUUGGUGAAGGUGUUUUCCUUUCCAUCAUCCAUAGGAAAUCUGCUAUUCGCUAUAUCAACCUCAGUCUAUUUGCUUUGCUAUUGCCUUGUUCCUCAUUUCUGGUACCGUGCAUGUCGAGGCUUCGGCUCGCCUCCACUUGCUGUCAGGGCAGGAAUUAUGUCCACUGCCUUGACUCCAUUCAUAUUCGUCUUGGCUGGCAAAUCAAAUACCAUCUCAAUGUUGACCGGAAUAGGGUACGAAAAGUUGAAUUGGCUACACCAAUUCAUCAGUUUGGCAUCGUGUGUACUAGCCAUUAUCCACACUAUCCCAUUUAUCCAACAGGCACUUGCUGAGGGAGGAACUUCAAACUUGGCAAAUGCAUUCACUGACAAUAUCUACAUCAAUGGUAUUCCUCCGUUGGUUCUUUUGAUUUUACUUUGCUCAAUGUUCAGAAAGGAGAUCAGAAAGUACUUCUACGAGUUAUCAUUCCAUUUCCACUGGAUGAUGGGUUGUGGAUACUUCGGAACUCUCAUGUAUCACGUCUACAAGCAGCUCAACAUGGAAAGGUAUCUCUGGGCUACCUUGGCGUUGUGGAUGUCACAAUUGUUGUAUCGCUUGUUCACUUCGGGGCUCGUGAGACCCAGACCAGCCGAAAUUCGCAAGUUAGAUGAGACAACAUUCGAAAUCACAAUCCAUGAUAUAAAAAACCUCAAAUGGAAACCAGGGCAGCACGUCUUUUUGCGUUUCCCAGGUAUCAGAGUCUUCGACAACCAUCCUUUCUCGAUUGCAAGUGUGAGGAAAGAGGAGCAUUUGAAAUUUGUUAUUGUUCCAGGAAAGGGUCUCACUCGGAAAUUAUUUGAGAAACUUGAUUCUGCUGUGAUCAAAGAGAAAGUGAUGGUGGAUGGUCCAUAUGGAGGUACUUCCAGAGAAGUUAGUGGGUUUGAUAAUGUAUUGCUCUUUGCAACAGGAAGUGGAGUCACAGUCACUCUACCAUAUCUCACUGCUAUAGCACAGAGCAACAUCGCUACUCAAGAAGCGCAUUUUGUCUGGAUAAUCAGAAACUUGCAGGCAAUUGAGUGGAUCCAUGACGAACUAGAACGAGUGAUUGAACUUUCACAAGGAAGGAUCACUAUUGAUAUUUAUAAUGUGGAGAGCCAAAGUCCCGAGAAACUUGAAAAGUUGGAAUUUUCUUCUCCAGCAGUUAGUAUUCAUUAUGGCAAACCCAACAUUUUAGAGGUUGGACAUAGUUUCCAAUUAAGCAGAAGAAAUUUGAUUGUCAGCUCGGGCAGCGAAUCCAUGAGAAGGACCGUGAAUGAGUUGGCAUCCGAGCUUCAGACAGCCGUCAUUAGUGCUGGUGCAAACUCGCCCUAUGUUGAAGAGGUUUGUCUCCAUAGUGAAACAUUUGGAUGGUGA